Molecule: messenger RNA, 2517 nt
Organism: Gasterosteus aculeatus aculeatus (three-spined stickleback)
Lineage: Eukaryota; Metazoa; Chordata; Actinopteri; Perciformes; Gasterosteidae
Gene: acad11
Product: acyl-CoA dehydrogenase family, member 11
Biological process (GO): fatty acid beta-oxidation using acyl-CoA dehydrogenase
Cellular component (GO): mitochondrion; cytoplasm
Molecular function (GO): acyl-CoA dehydrogenase activity; flavin adenine dinucleotide binding
Source: RefSeq, a predicted model, not a curated record
UUUGCUAUUAAACUAUUUACGUCCCGCUGGGUUUAAAAAAAAGCGCCAAAUAUCCGUAAGAUGUAACGUUGAAUUCCUUCCCUUCCAUUGAGGACGUUACGUCGGUGUGCGCAGACGUAACUGGUCCGACCUCCACUAUCAACAACGCAGCUGGAGAUGAUUGAUCCACUGGAGAACUGAGCCAUGGAGGACACGACAACUUCUGUUCGACAGCAACACAAAUUCAGUGUCGACAGACUGCAAAAGUAUCUGUCUGUCAAGUCACGGACCGUGUCGAACAAUGACGCGAUCACUGUCAGACAGUACAGCGCUGGUCAGUCAAACCCAACCUUCCUAAUCCAAAGCCCCUCAAGCAGUUAUGUUCUGAGGAAGAAGCCCCCCGGGGAGCUGCUGCCAGGAGCUCACAAGGUGGACCGGGAGUAUCGCGUGCAGAAGGCCCUGUUCUCUGCCGGGUUCCCCGUACCUCAGCCUCUCCUCCACUGCACCGAUCCUGAAAUCAUUGGUACCGAGUUCUACUUAAUGGAGCAUGUGAAGGGGCGAAUAUUCAGGGAUCUUCGUCUGCCUGGCGUGAGCGCAGCAGAGAGAGCAGCUCUGUAUGUGGCUGCGGUAGAAACGUUGGCUAAGCUGCACUCCCUGGACCUGGCGUCACUGAACCUCGACGGAUAUGGGAAAGGAUCCGGUUACUGCAAGAGACAAGUGUCCACCUGGACAAAGCAGUACACCGCAGCGGCCCACCGGGACAUUCCGGCCAUGAACCAACUGUCUGAUUGGUUGAUGAAGAAUUUGCCUGCCGGCGAUAACGAGGUCACGCUUGUCCACGGAGAUUUCCGUCUGGACAACUUGAUGUUCCACCCGAGAGAGGCCCGUGUGAUGGCGGUGCUGGACUGGGAGCUCUCUACCACCGGGCAGCCCUUGGCGGACCUGGCCUACUUCCUCAUGCCUCACUUUUGGCCUACAAGCCUUAACAUCUCCAGCACUAUGGGCAGCUUAAAUGGAAUAGAAGGUAUUCCAACUGUGGAAAACCUGAUCUCCAUUUACUGCCGUGUCCGGGGGAUCCCGUCUUCUUUGCCACAGUUGAAAUUCUACCUGGCUCUGUCUGUCUUUAAAAUGGCAGGAAUUGCACAGGGGGUCUAUGCACGCCACCUCCUGGGUAAUGCCAGUGCUCCCAAUGCAGCCCAGUUCGGCCAGUGCGUGGAGCCCUUGGCAAAGGUGGCCUUGCAGCUCGCAGAGGGGUCCGACACGGGUCCAUCAGCAGACGGUCUGUUCCUGCAGACCGCUGCAGGCCGGGCCGUUCUCCAGCAGGUCAAAGACUUCAUGAGACAAUACGUGCUUCCUGCUCAGGAGGAGGUUGCAGAAUACUACUCCAAACACGCUCAGUCUCCACAGAGGUGGAUCACCCCCCAGAUAAUACAGGAUCUAAAGGUGAAAGCUCGGGAGGCGGGGCUGUGGAACCUAUUCCUGCCCGCGGUCAGCAGUCUCAGUCAGUUGGACUACGCCUACAUCGCAGAGGAAACCGGACGUUGCCUCUUUGCCCCGGAGGUCUUCAACUGCCAGGCUCCGGACACAGGAAACAUGGAGGUGCUGCACAUGUUUGGCAGUGAGGAGCAGAAGAGUACAUGGCUGGAGCCUCUGCUCAAAGGAGAGAUUCGCUCCUGCUUCUGUAUGACAGAGCCUGACGUGGCCUCCAGUGAUGCAACCAACAUGGAGUGCACUCUCUGCAGGGACGGAGACAGCUUCGUCAUAAACGGCAAGAAGUGGUGGACCAGUGGUGCUGGGAACCCCCAAUGCAGAGUGGCCAUAGUGAUGUGCAGGAGCAAGUCUCAAGAUGCCGAAACCAGACACGGGCAGCACAGCAUGGUCCUCGUCCCCAUGGACACGCCGGGCGUGAAGCUGGUCAGACCGCUCACUGUGUUCGGGCAGGACGACGCCAUCCAUGGUGGCCACUUUGAAGUGCACUUUGAAAACGUGCGAGUCCCUACCUGUAACAUUAUUCUGGGUGAAGGCCGGGGCUUUGAGAUUGCACAGGGUCGCCUGGGGCCGGGCAGGCUGCACCACUGCAUGAGGGCCGUCGGCCUGGCGGAGUCGGCCCUGCAGCUGCUCUGCCAGCGGGCGGCUUCCAGGCAAACCUUUGGAAAGAAAUUGUACCAACACGAGGUCGUUGCUCACUGGAUUGCAGAGUGCCGCCUCAUGAUAGAACAGACGCGCCUGCUGACUCUGCAUGCUGCUCACGCCCUGGAUACUCGGGGCAGCCGCGCUGCUCGCAAACAGAUUGCUAUGAUCAAGGUGGCAGCCGCCAGGAUGGCGUGUCAGGUGAUCGACUGCGCGAUCCAGGUCCAUGGAGGUGCAGGUGUUUCUGGAGACUUCCCGCUUUCACAGAUGUAUUCAUACGCGCGGACGCUACGCAUCGCGGACGGGCCCGACGAGGUGCACCUCUCCUCCAUUGCUCGUCUGGAACUGAGGGAUCAAUUGAAGAAAGCCCAGGCCAAGCUGUAAAGGACUUUACCACCAAAAUAACCA